Molecule: messenger RNA, 1011 nt
Organism: Lathyrus oleraceus (garden pea)
Lineage: Eukaryota; Viridiplantae; Streptophyta; Magnoliopsida; Fabales; Fabaceae
Exons: 2
Coding region: 1-1011 (336 amino acids)
Molecular function (GO): nucleic acid binding; zinc ion binding
Source: RefSeq, a predicted model, not a curated record
AUGAAUCCUCCUGGGUUUCAUGGUGGAUUAAAUCCCGUGGAGGCUUAUGGGGGGACACCCAACAUGGAAAGAGUGUUCCCAGCCUGUGUAGGGGUGCAAAGACAAUGUAGUGUGACUGAGAAUAAUUUGAGAAGGGUUCAAGAAGAGUUUGAUCAAUAUGGAGUUGGCCAGAUGAACCAGGGAGGACUAAGUCAUCAGUUUAGGCCUAGACCUCGACCCUUUAAAAGAAGGCAGAUGCAACCUACAAAACCUAACCAUCCUUCGAAAUGUCAAGUAUGUAGGAAGUCUCAUUCUGAAAGAUGUGCUAGAAGUGGAAUUAGGUGUUUUACUUGUCAGAGGGAGGGACACAUGUCUAGGGAAUGUCCUCAGAAUAAGGUCCAGAUGCAGGGAAAGAGUACCAAUCAGGUUUAUAUGUUGGGCGCAAAGGAGGCUAAGAGCAACAAUGCCUUCAUUGCUGGUACGUGUCUCGUCAAUAAUCAUCCUUGUUUUGUAUUAUUUGAUUGUGGGGCGACACACUCUUUUGUAUCAAUUCAGUGCUUGAAGCGUGUUGGCUUGCAAGCAAUUCCAUUGUCUCCUUCUAUGGUGGUUACUACCUCCAUGGAUGAUGGGAUGGAUUGGCUUUCUGCCAAUUCGGUGUUUAUUGGAUGUGAAGAGAAGUUGAUUAUCAUUCCAUCUAGUGGAGCUACUCCAAAGGAUGUGCUAACCACUAUCUUGGAAGGUACGGUUGGCAUGGUUAAUUUCUUAUUUGAGAAUGAAAAUUCAGUUCUCUUGGUUCUUACCAAGGAAUUUAGAGAUAAUUUGAGUGUUACCCAAAUCCCUAUUGUUUGUGAAUUUCUGGAAGUUUUUCCUGAGGAUGUCACCUCUCUUCCUCCUGAAAGGGAAGUGGAAUCCUCUAUUGAUUUGAUACCUAGGACGACUCCAAUAUCCGUUUCUCCGUAUCGCAGGGCGCCACUCAAGUUGAGAGAGUUGAAGAAUCAAUUGGAAGAGUUGUUAACAAAGCAUUUCAUCUGA